Molecule: messenger RNA, 1396 nt
Organism: Helianthus annuus (common sunflower)
Lineage: Eukaryota; Viridiplantae; Streptophyta; Magnoliopsida; Asterales; Asteraceae
Product: UDP-N-acetylglucosamine transferase subunit ALG14 homolog
Exons: 6
Coding region: 152-805 (217 amino acids)
Biological process (GO): dolichol-linked oligosaccharide biosynthetic process
Cellular component (GO): UDP-N-acetylglucosamine transferase complex
Source: RefSeq, a predicted model, not a curated record
AAAAAAAAAAAAAAUUUGGAAAAUGUCCUAAAAGUAUAGAUUGAGAUCUUGUUGAAGCCUGCCCCCGUGAUAUCUGGCGAUUGCAGCCCACAAAGAAAUCGAUGUUACAUAUUUGCAUAUGAACACAUAAAAAAGUAGCAGCUGGUGGGAAAUGGCGGUAUUUGUCUCAGUUUUUCUGGUUAUAACUACCACACUACUCGUGGCCCGGAUUGUAUAUGUUAUAUCUCAGAGUAGCAAACCGAACCGUAACACUUCUCAGAAGCAUUUGAGCACCCUCGUCGUUUUGGGUUCAGGGGGACACACCGCAGAGAUGAUAAAUUUGUUGUCUGUUAUGCAAAAAGAUUGGUAUGCUCCAAGAUAUUAUAUUGCUGCGGCAACGGAUAACAUGAGUCUUCAGAAGGCACGUGUUUUCGAGGACAUCUUAGAUGAUAAGGGCGCAGAUGGAACUCAAUUUAUGCAGAUUUAUAGAAGCCGUGAAGUGGGUCAAUCCUAUAUUACCUCAGUCGGAACAACAUUACUUGCUUUAGGUCAUGCUUUAUGGCUCAUGGUCAAAAUCAGACCUCAUGUGAUUCUAUGCAACGGUCCCGGGACUUGUAUUCCCAUAUGUGCAAUUGCGUUUAUUUUCAAGGUUUUGGGGAUCAGAUGGUCAUAUAUAUUCUAUGUGGAGAGUAUUGCAAGAGUCAAAAGACUAUCAUUGAGUGGCUUGCUUCUUUACAAACUACACAUGGCUGAUCAGUUGUUUGUGCAGUGGCCACAACUUCAAAAACAAUAUCCCCGAGCUCGUUAUGUGGGCCGUCUUAUGUAAACCAUUUUUCAUUCCAUCACGUUUUUAAGCUCUACAGUAACCAAGAUAUCGUCAUUUCAGUUAGGUUUUAAAUCCGAUUUAUAGCCUUUUUAAAGUUACUUUUGUAAGUCAAAGAUCUAAAGUUGUAACCAAACUUGCAACUCCUGAAAAAAAAAUGAUAUUAUAUAUAAUUUUUAGAUGUUUCUUGUCUCUUAAAUCUUACACUUUUAUUUGUAGAAACAUGAUUAUGGACGCUUCUAUUGGUACAAGCAUGAAUUAUCGAUGCUAGUAAGCAUCCCUCUUGGCAACUAUCAAAACUUAUUGCUAUAAAUUUAAUGUCUACUUUUCUGAGGAGUUACAGUUACCUAUCACUAGAUUAUUAUUUUUAUCAAUUAGAUAAAAAAUCCCGAGUUAAAUGGGAAAUUUGGGCUAAAAUCCUGUGAAUCCGCCGGGAAAGUCAGUGGAGAAUUUGUCGUGGAAGCAGUGGUUAUUCCCGACAGAUGUGAGUCAUCGUGAUGGUGGAAAUCAUUACCGCGUUCAGUGAAGUAGUUUGACCCGGAUGUGGCAGGUGAGAUAAAAGAAGGCGAAUAUCCUUGCAGAAAACUGUGAUCG